AUGUUGAGAAGAAGUCCUCGUUUGGAGGAAGCUGGCUAUUACAGGGAGGAGAGGACUCCAAUCAUUUCCUACAGGGAGACCUGUUACAGGAUCUUUCAGAGGAGGAAAGGUCAACGUGGUCAUCACCACGAGUCAAUAGGCCAUGACGGAAACACCAGUAACAUCGGUGACACACAAAAUCACUAUCUACAUCACAACACUACACAAAUCCCUUUUGAGACUCAGACCAUAAAGAUCGGAGUCCCCACUCAGACCAUAGAGACCGGAGUCCCCACUCAGACCAUAGAGACCGGAGUCCCCACUCAGACCAUAGAGACCGGAGUCCCCACUCAGACCAAUCACACUUGGACCACUGCAGUAAAGAUUAUCAGCGUUCUCUGCAUCCUGCUCCUUCUGGCCCUUGGAAUCACACAUUACAUACACAUGAGCAUGCAUGUAAAAGAGCUCCAGCAGGAGAUGGAGAUACUCCAGAAAGAUGGCAUCAAGAUUAUGCAACUAAAACAGAUAAAUGAGGGGGAGGAGAUGCUCAAGCAAAAUCUGAUGAUGGGGAUGGAACUAAAGAAGCUCCAGCUGGAUGUGGAGCUACUCAGGCAAUAUGUGUUCAUACGGAAGGAUGCUCAUUUCUACCACUGACGAGGAAGGAACCCAUUUGGGAACACUGGUUUAUGAUGAAGACGGCGCAGCAUUUCAGACCUUUAAACUGCCUAAUCCAGACAAAGGAGUCUUCCGAUAUGUGAAGCUACAGAUUGACAGCAACUGGGGAAACAUAGACUACACCUGCCUGUACAGCUUCAGGGUUCACGGUAAGAUAGUUGAAGCUGAAGGUAAAUCAACCGCAAAACUACCUGAAUCCACCUGAAUUUGUGUACUAAAAUUUGUAGUCACUAAAAUAUCAGCAAACAUAUAUGUAUUUCCCCCCCAAUAUAUUUUAAAACAUAUUGUAAAUGGAGGUGGAGAAAUUCGAUUAAAUUCAAAUCAAUUUUAUUUUAGUGUCAAAUGAUAACAGAAGAUAUCUCAGGACACUUUCCUGUUAGAGUAGGUCUAGACCAGUGGUUUUCAAAGUGGGGUCCGGACCUUUAGGGGGCUCCAGGGGGUCCCCAGCAAAAAGGGGAAUCAUUUAUUAUUACUACCAUUCCAUCCAUAAGUAACACAAUAACAGCAAUUAUGACUAUUUUGGUCAUAGGUUUUAUACACUUUAUGAACAUCUAAAAGCAAAAGUCCUAUCAGAUGGGGGGACACUGGGACAAAAUCUUAUUAAAUGGGGUCUGUGGUCUAAUUUGUGUCGGUUUAGGGGUCCUUAGUAUCACAUUGCCAUUAGACCACAGCGCUGGGGAGUAAGGUCUGGCUACAUCACACAUACAUUCUAGGAUUGGAGAAAAAAACGAUCUGGGAAGUUUGCAUUCCUUUAAACCAAUCACAAUCGUUUUGGGCGCCGCUAAGUUCUGGACGCUGUGACGGUGGCUCUGCAAAAAAGUCUCGUGAAGAAACUUGUUUUGGUGGAACAUUUGCACCCCGCAAAAGAAAAACGCCACAUUAAAUAUAAAUUAUAUUUUAAUGUACACAGUGCCAUGGAUACGCAUUGCUAGGCCUCUGUCCUGAUUUUAGGGGUGGAACGGUACACAGAAGUCACGGUCCAGUUUAUACCUUGGUUCAGACAUCACGGUUCGGGGAUGGGAGGAAAACGUGCUUUGGUUUAGUGGCAUUUCUUUAAACCAAUCAGAAUCGUUAUGGGCGAUGCUAAACUCCACACAGAGCCGCUGCAAAAUAGCCGUGCGAGAGAAAACUCAGA
Perca fluviatilis (European perch) is the source of this 1789-nucleotide messenger RNA. RefSeq lists its product as uncharacterized. The transcript has 5 exons. Lineage: Eukaryota; Metazoa; Chordata; Actinopteri; Perciformes; Percidae. The record is from RefSeq and is a predicted model, not a curated record. Bases 1 to 633 code for a protein of 210 amino acids.